Molecule: messenger RNA, 4332 nt
Organism: Rhinichthys klamathensis goyatoka
Lineage: Eukaryota; Metazoa; Chordata; Actinopteri; Cypriniformes; Leuciscidae
Gene: pnpla7b
Product: patatin-like phospholipase domain containing 7b
Exons: 36
Coding region: 111-4148 (1345 amino acids)
Biological process (GO): lipid metabolic process
Cellular component (GO): endoplasmic reticulum
Molecular function (GO): phosphatidylcholine lysophospholipase A1 activity
Source: RefSeq, a predicted model, not a curated record
UUAAAGGACCUGGCAACACGUGUAUUCAGUGGGAAGUGAAUGGAACCCCUGGGAGACUCUAAAGUACAUUGAGUGACAAAAACAGAGUUUGGAAACGCCGUUCAAAAGAUAUGGAUGAGAAAGAACAAGAUGAUACGUGCAGUAUAUUUCCGGCAGUCCUGCCAUCUGGGAGUGAAAUCAAAGCCCGGGUGCAGAACUUCAUAGAGGAUCAGUUGCAGACCACCAUGUGGACUGGUGUGUUGAUUGGAGCUGCUGUUGCAGUUUCCCUUAUAAGUAUUGUUACCUUUUUUCUGCACAGAAUAUACAAGGCUGGAGAAGAGCAAACUGAAGGUCCUAAAUAUCGUUUCAGAAAAAGAGACAAAGUGCUGUUUUAUGGCAGGAAGAUAAUGCGGAAGGUCCAGACCUUGUCCUCACCACCCACCUCAGGUCCAGUAUCUCAAAAGCGAACCAGAAAAAGAACAAAAGUAUUGUCGAUAGCUCGCAAAAUCCUGCGUAUCCGAAGGGAGCCACCAACCCUUCAACCGAAAGAACCUCCUCCUUCCCUCUUGGAAGCAGAUCUGACUGAAUUUGACAUGCAGAGCUCUCACCUGCCCUCUGAAGUCCUGUAUAUGCUGAAAAAUGUGAGGGUUCUGGGUCAUUUUGAGAAGCCUCUGUUCCUGGAACUGUGUCGGCAUAUGGUGUUUGUGCAGCUGCAGCAAGGGGAAGGAUUAUUCCGCCCAGGUGACAUCGAUGACAGCAUCUUCGUAGUGCAGGAUGGACGUCUUGACCUGUGCAUCCAUGAGAGUGAUGGGACUGAGGUUGUGGUGAAGCACGUUUUGCCUGGAGACAGUGUUCACAGUCUUCUCAGCAUCCUCGAUGUCAUCACUGGAUAUCCAGCUCCCUACAAAACCGUCUCAGCCAGAGCAGCAGCCCGAACUACUGUUCUCCGCCUCCCUGCGCAGGCUUUCCAGUCCGUCUUCGAGAAAUACCCAGAGACCCUAGUCAGAGUUGUUCAGAUUAUCAUGGUGCGACUUCAGAGAGUUACCUUUCUUGCCCUUCACAACUAUCUGGGCCUGACCACAGAACUUUUCAAUCCGGAAAGUCAAGCUGUUCCACUGGUGUCAGUGGUUGGUGUUGUAGGAGAGGUCAAUCCAGGCAAAGGACUACGCAGACAAUCACAAACGAUUGAGGAAGUGUCUGACAAAGUCCCACAGAGGUCCUUUGACCAUUACAAUGACACAAGUCAGAUAUACAGAGGAGAGGAUGGUGGUAAGCCCAUUCGUUCAGAAAGUCCAACCACUUUAUUCAGGAAGUCUCGCUCACUGUCAACCCCUUUCGACAGUGCACAUGCUGGGUCUCCUGACCAGAAUAUGGCCUUUGACAGAACAAGCAUUACAAAAGAGAAUGCCCCUUCAAGUCCUAUUGUCAUUCAUAAGUCUAUUCGGAAGAAGUCGGUGACUCUGCAACAUUCUCCUUCAGCUGUGUUUCACUACUCAGACACUGGGGGUCACUCCAGCCACAUUCACCACUGUAAAGUGAAUGCCAUUUUUCAAGCUGCCAAGAAGGACUUGCUCAAGAUUAUACAGCUUCAGGACUCCAGUCUUUUGGAAGAUAGGGUGACUCUGAGACAAGUUAAGGCGGGGUCUGUGGUUGCAAGUGAGGGAGACCAGGAUGUGAGCGUGCUGUUUGUCAUCUCAGGAGCUCUUCAUGUGUACCAGAGACAGAUUGACAGAGAAGAUGAAACGUGUCUUUUUGUGACUCACCCUGGAGAGAUGGUGGGCCACCUGGCUGUUCUCACAGGAGAGCCUCUCAUCUUUUCUGUGCGUGCCCACCGGGACUGCUGCUUCCUGUCUAUCUCCAAAGCACACUUCUAUGAGAUAAUGCGUGCCGAGCCUCGAAUGGUGUUACAUGUAGCUCACACGGUGGUACGGAGGGUCUCCUCCUUUGUCCGACAGAUUGACUUUGCCCUGGACUGGAUGGCACUGGAAGCCGGACGGGCUGUCUAUAGACAAGGUGAUAAGUCAGACAGCACUUUCAUUGUUCUGAGUGGCCGCUUGCGCUCUGUCAUCAUGAAGGAUGAUGGGAAAAAAGAGCUUGCUGGAGAGUAUGGACGGGGAGACCUCAUUGGUGUGGUGGAAACUUUGACUCACUUGAACAGAGCCACUACAGUCCAUGCAGUCCGAGACUCUGAACUGGCCAAACUGCCUGAGGGAGCUCUCAACUCUAUUAAGAGGAAAUACCCACAGGUUGUUACUCGUCUGAUUCAUCUUCUUGGGCAGAAAAUCUUGGGUAACAUGCAGCAAGUGAAUGAUCCACUAUCAGUGCGUAGCCUGGGUUUUCACACCCCAACCAGCAAGUGGGAAGCAGGUAACCCAGCUGCUAAUCUGUCAACGGUCACCAUUCUGCCUGUUUCUGAGGAAGUGCCUUUGACUGCCUUCACGCUGGAGCUGCAACAUGCUCUCAGUGCUAUUGGCCCCACUUUGCUUCUAACCAGUGACAUCAUUAGACAGCAUCUAGGUGUUGCAGCCUUGGACAGUGUUCAUGAGUACCGUUUGUCAAGCUGGUUGGGUCAACAAGAGGACAUCCACCGGAUUGUUCUGUAUCAGUCUGACAGUUCUCUGACUCCUUGGACUCAACGUUGCAUCAGACAGGCGGACUGCAUCAUCAUCGUGGGUCUGGGGGAACAGGAGCCCACUGUGGGAGAGCUGGAGCGUAUGCUGGAGAGCAGUGCCGUGAGAGCUCAGAAGCAGCUGGUCCUGUUGCACCGUGAGGACGGGCCUCCACCCAGAGGAACCGCAGAAUGGCUCAAUAUGCGCAGCUGGAUCUCUAGACAUCUUCAUCUGUCAUGUCCCCACAGGGUCUUCUCCAGGAGGAGUCUACCCAAACUGAGAGAGAUGUAUCAGCGUGUAUUUGAGAAGCCUCCCGACCGGCAUUCUGACUUCUCGCGUCUGGCUCGGAUCCUGACAGGAAAUGCUAUCGCUCUGGUGCUGGGAGGAGGUGGAGCCAGAGGCUGCUCUCAGGUGGGCAUCAUUCGGGCAUUGAGUGAGGCGGGGAUCCCUGUAGAUCUGAUUGGCGGCACCUCCAUCGGUUCCUUGAUAGGAGCGCUCUAUGCUGAAGAGCGAAGCGUCAGUCGUAUGACUGUCAGAGCACGCCAGUGGGCCAUGAAUUUUGGAUCCAUAUUUAGGAAGAUCACAGACUUGACCUACCCAGUGACAUCCAUGUUUACUGGAGCAUCGUUUAACUCCAGCAUUAGUGCAGUCUUCCAGGACAAACAGAUUGAGGACCUUUGGAUCCCGUAUUUCAACAUCACCACAGACAUCACUGCCUCUUCCAUGAGAGUGCACACUUAUGGCUCUCUGUGGAGGUAUGUGCGUGCCAGUAUGUCUCUCUCUGGAUAUCUUCCCCCUUUAUGUGACCCUAAAGAUGGGCACUUGCUCAUGGAUGGAGGCUACAUCAAUAACCUACCUGCUGACACAGCUCGCUCCUUGGGUGCCAAGAUGGUGAUUGCCGUUGAUGUUGGUAGUCAGGAUGAGACCGAUCUGACCAACUAUGGAGACUCUUUAUCUGGAUGGUGGCUGCUAUGGAAACGCUUGAACCCGCUGACAGAAAGAGUGAAGGUGCUGAACAUGGCAGAGAUUCAGACCCGUCUGGCCUACGUGUGUUCUGUGCGUCAACUGGAGCUGGUAAAAGACAGUGACUACUGCGAGUACCUUCGACCACCCAUAGAUCGCUAUGGCACAUUGGAUUUUGGCAAAUUUGAUGAGAUUGCUGAUGUUGGCUACCUGCAUGGGAAAACCGUGUUUGACGUGUGGUGUCGGAGUGGGGUGAGGGAGACGAUGCUCAAAGACCAACAUCAAGAGGAAUUCCACAAAUCUAGGAGCACAAAUGUGACCUGUCCCAAUGCUUCUUUCACCGAUCUGGCUGAAAUAGUGUCCAGAAUAGAGCCAGCGAAGCAGGCCAUUGUGGAUGAGGAGUCUGAGUACCAGACAGACUGUGAUGAAGAUGCAGUGCUGUCAGACUUCGAUUUGCAAAACAGUGAGCAUACAGAAGAAGAAGAAGAUGAAGAAGAGGAGGAGGAGACCGCAGAUACAGCUGAUACAGAUGAUGACAUGGAGAUCAGGACAAGGCGACAUGGAGCACUCAAACACAGCAGCCAUCAUACCACCUGACCUCAAAUACCUCUUUUCCAAGAGGUUUCGAUCAUUUCACAGUAGCCUUGAGCCUUUACACUAAUGAUCAAAAGUUUGGAAUAAUUUUUUUAAGUCAAGACUGCAUUUAUUUAAUGAAAAUACACUAAACAGUAAUAUUGUGAAAUAUAAUUGCAAUUUGAAAUUUCUAUAUAUAUUUUUAAAU